This is a messenger RNA of Adineta ricciae, 1404 nucleotides long. NCBI's taxonomy places the organism in Eukaryota, Metazoa, Rotifera, Eurotatoria, Adinetida, Adinetidae. The record is from the annotation of a GenBank genome assembly.
UGGGACUACCUGUCAACUGUGGCAGGAACAGGAAGUGAAGGAUCAACAUCAACAACACUUCGAAAUCCUCGUGGAAUAUUUCUCGAUGAGAAUAAUUCAACUCUCUUUGUUGCUGAUUGUGGAAACAAUCGAAUACAGAAAUUCCGCUUUGGUUCAUUUCAAGGUGAGACAAUUCUUUCGAAUGGAACAUUUCAACUGAACUGUCCAAAUGGAAUCACUCUGGACGGUCAAGGUUUUGUAUUUGUCGUUGAUUCUAACAAUCAUCGAAUCAUCGGACAAAAUUCGAAUGGUUUUCAUUGUUUGAUCGGAUGUAAUCAAUCAGCGGGAUCUAAUCCGAGCCAAUUGAGUUCUCCGUCAAAUCUUCAAUUUGAUUCAUUUGGAAAUCUUUUUGUCGUUGAUCAGCAAAAUCAUCGGGUUCAAAAAUUUGAUCUAAUUAUCAUUUCAAGACAAUGGAAAUCAACUGGAACGAUGAGUGUUGUACGAAAGGAUCAUACAGCAUCGAUUUUAACAAAUGGAAAAGUCUUAGUCACUGGUGGGCAGACUAAUAGUGUUUAUCUGAAUAGUGCUGAAUUGUAUGAUCCAUCUACAGGCAAUUGGACAACAACUGGAAACAUGAGUGUUGCACGAGUAUAUCAUACAGCAUCGCUUUUAUCAAAUGGAAAAGUCUUAGUCACAGGUGGAGCGAAUAGUGUUUCUCUGAAUAGUGCUGAAUUGUAUGAUCCAUCAACAGGCAGUUGGACAACAACUGGAGCGAUGAGUGUUGUACGAAAGGAACAUACAGCAUCGAUUUUAACAAAUGGAAAAGUCUUAGUCACUGGUGGAUGGACUGAUAGUGCUGAAUUGUAUGAUCCAUCAACAGGCAAUUGGACAACAACUGCAACGAUGAGCGCUGCACGGUAUCGUCAUACAGCAUCGCUUUUAACAAAUGGAAAAGUCUUAGUCACUGGUGGGCAGACUAGUAGUGUUUAUCUGAAUAGUCCUGAAUUGUAUGAUCCAUCAACAGGCAAUUGGACAACAACUGGAAACAUGAGUGUUGUACGAGUGUAUCAUACAGCAUCGAUAUUAUCAAAUGGAAAAGUCUUAGUCACUGGUGGGCAGACUAGUAGUGUUUCUCUGAAUAGUGCUGAAUUGUAUGACCCAUCAACAGACAAUUGGACAACAACUGGAAAUAUGAGUGCUGCACGAGUGUAUCAUACAGCAUCGAUAUUAUCAAAUGGAAAAGUCUUAGUCACUGGUGGUGUUUCUCUGAAUAGUGCUGAAUUGUAUGAUCCAUCAACAGGCAGUUGGACAACAACUGGAACGAUGAGUCUUGCACGGUAUCGUCAUACAGCAUCGCUUUUAUCCAAUAAGACUAUAUUAGUGACAGGUGGAUGUUGUUAUUUCAGCAGUGCCGAAUUGUAUUGA